Molecule: messenger RNA, 5836 nt
Organism: Hippoglossus stenolepis (Pacific halibut)
Lineage: Eukaryota; Metazoa; Chordata; Actinopteri; Pleuronectiformes; Pleuronectidae
Product: mucin-4
Exons: 4
Coding region: 143-4678 (1511 amino acids)
Biological process (GO): protein polyubiquitination; protein monoubiquitination
Molecular function (GO): ubiquitin protein ligase activity; metal ion binding
Source: RefSeq, a predicted model, not a curated record
AUGCUCCGCGGCCUCACUCGCUGCAGAGAAGCUUCGGUUUGGACGAAAACGCCUGAAACAAAUGUGUGUGUGAGACCGGAGCCUCAGUGCGAACGGACCCGAGCCGCGGAGCCCGGGAGGCGGGCAGCGUCUCUGACGGCGAAUGCCUCUCACGGCGCGGAACUCUGCCGGGAGGAGGAGGAAGAAACCGGGUGAGAAGCUCCCGGAGCCACCGGGGGAGUCGACUUCUGCUCAGGUGAUGGCGCCCACGCGGAUGAAACUGCGUGUGCGUCGCCGUGAUGCUGCAGGUGCAGGUGCAGGUGCAGGUCCAGGUCCAGGUGCGGUAGGAGGCGGUCAGCCUGCGGAGGAAGAGGUGAGGAGACGAGAGAGCAGCAGCCGCAGCAGCAGCCGCAGGAAGAACUCCAGCAAUGCUUCAACCGCAGCCGCCACUACCUCCUCUCCUCCCAACUCCUCUCCUCCUACCUCCUCCGCCUCAGCGAGGGCGGUGGUCGCGGCAGAGGACGCUUCGCCUGACUCCAAGUGCCCCAUCUGUCUGGACCGCUUCAACAACCUGGCGUACCUGGACCGAUGCCUGCACCGCUUCUGCUUCCCCUGCAUCCAGGAGUGGUCACACAACAAGGCAGAGUGUCCGCUCUGCAAGCAGCCGUUCGCCUCCAUCUUGCACUCGGUCCGCGCCGAGGACGACUUCAAGGAAUACACGCUGCGGCCGGCGCCUGCCAACAGCAGCGUUGCCGCCACUGUGGCAAUGGUGGCGGCGAUGGCGUCAGCGGCAAGGAGCAACCAUCAAAUGAGGUUGAUGUUAAGGAGACACCGGACGGCAGACGGUCUAGAAACGACCACGAGGAGGCGGAGGAGAGAGAGGGGGGGAAGAGGAGGAGGAAGCAGGAGGACAGGGGUGUGGGAGUGGUACCUUGAUUCUCCUCCUCUUCCUCUCCCUCCUCUUCCUCACCAUCCAGCUGUCUCUCCCGUGGUGGCGGAGGACAGUGGAGAGGGUGAAGACCUGGACCAGCAGAGGAUGAGGGGAGGAGCAGACCUGGCGGAGCGAGGGGUGAUAUUUGAGGGACUGACAGGCCUCGGAGGGGCGAGGACGCACAACGACCGGGCGUCACGGCGGCUGAUGACCCGUCUGGCAACAAGGCAGCGACUGCAACGAGACGGUGGAACUGUGCGGCGUCUGAGGGAGAGAGAGACUGUAGCGUUCCGCCGCGCUCUCUACCGCUGUAGCAUACGGGUCCGUGGCGUUGCCGGGGUCAGCGGUAACCAGGGACAGCAAUGUGACAUCACAGCAGACAGCUUCCGUCGUAACCCUGUCCACUUGAACAAACUUCGACCCUGGUUGCGGCGGGAGCUCACAGUGCUCUACGGUGCUCACGGCACACUGGUCGACAUAGUCCAACGCAUCAUCAUGGCGCAGCUUGCCCGCCACGGGCUGGAGGACUCACCCACCAUAGAGGACGAGCUGCGUCCAUUCCUGUUGGCUCGCACCGACCAUUUCCUGCAUGAGCUGGUAAAUUUCGCCCGCUCACCACUCAGUCUGGAAAACUAUGACUUGCAGGCGGUGUAUGAGCCACCGGCCGCCGCCCUAGAGCUGGAUGGGAUCAGCAGCCCCUCUGACAGCAGCUCUGUUAUCGCAAUAUCAGAGGGCGAGGAAAACGAGGCUGGAGCGGGCGCUCAUGAUGAUGUCAUCCAAACAGGAAGCUGCCUCAGUCUGUCGGGUUGGGAUGACGAGACUCCAGGCCCCUCCUACUCCACUGCUGAGCCGUCGUGUUCGCUUGCCCCGCUGUCGUUUAGCCCCGCCCAACAAGAGGCGGCCAAUCAGGAGGGGGAGAAGCUGGAGGGGGAGGAGGAGUGUCUGAUAGUGGGAUACAAGAAGCCGAUCGCUGAGCGAACUCCUGAGCUGGUGCAGCUGUCAUCUGACACCGAGGAAGAGGAGGAGAAGGAGAAGAUGACGGAGAAGCUUCCUCCUCCCGCCACCACCCCUCCUCCUCUUUCUUACAUACCCACAAUCCCCCCCUCCACAUCUGCCACCUUCCAAGAGGAGCAGGACAACAAGCAGAAGGAGAAAGAUGGCGAAGCGGGCGGGCGUUGUUCACGUGCGCGUUCAUGGUCGGCCAGCUCUGGAAGGAGCCCAGAGACGGUGUGCACGCUCAGCCCAAGCGAGGGGCAGCAGGACAGCCGGAGAGACUGGAAGCAGUCCAGCAGUGAGACGGCCAGGGAGAAGAGGAAGAGGAGGAAGAGGGGGCCGGACAGGAGCGGAACUCUGUGCAACCCAAACCGCUCCAUCUAUCCCGCCAUGAUGUGCCACCCCUCACACUCCCCUUCACCGUUUCACUCCAGCGUAGAGUCCAGUUCUCCACCCGGCUCUAGCUGUGAGUACCGCUGCUCCCCUCUCACCUCCUCCGCCUCCUCCCCAUCCCACUCCUCCUCGCCCUUCUGCUUCUCCCCGCUGCUGUCGUCGCCGCUUCCGCAGACGCCGCCCUCGCUCUCCCCCGGCGCCGCUCACCACAGAGACAAACCCGGCGGGAAGAGGAAGUACAAGAGCCGCCACCUGGACAGCAACGACAAGGACCCUACCUGGAAUCCAUACAGUGGGCAACCUGACGAGAAGCAGCGAGAGAGGAGGAGGAAAAGGGGGAGAGACGGAGGGAGGAGGAGAGAUACACACAGGAGGGAGAGUGUUGGUAGUGAGAGCAUCAGCAAGAGGUAUCGAGAAGACCGCAGUCCCAGCGUGGAGAUCAUCUACGAGGGCACAAUCCUCGCCGACGCAACGCAGCCCCCCGCCAGGAAACGCCGCAGGAAACGCCACCGGAAGACACGACACAGCAGCUCUCCAGUCAUCAUCACCCUCGACAGCGACACUAGCCACGAAAACGACGGCAACAACAAACCCGGCGGCGGCGGCAGCAGCAGCAGCAGUCCGCUCAGCAGCCAGCAGACCGUCGACUUCUCCGACCUCCCUCCGCUCCCGUUGGUGCAUUCUGCCGGUGUGGGCGGGGCCUUGGAUGAAGAGAUCGGCGAACUUCCUGUAGACAUCCUGGACAGAGGGUCCGAUGGGUCGGAGGCGGAGCCGCCAGGACGGUCGGAAGCUGCUGGUCCCGUCGCCGUUGACAACAACAGCGAUCACGAUGUGGAUGUGGAAAACGUAGAGGAGAGCGGGUCACUGUUGGCGUGCAGGACUACUGCCGCCAAUAAUCCAAAAGAUCCAAUGAGUGUGGGCGGCGGCCCUCAGCCAACCGGAGACAACGAUUUCAUCCCCAUAACGACGGAUCUUCGCAAAAGAAACUCUGCGGUCUCGACCUCUGACACUCGUCUCCUAGCAACCAUCCUCAACGACCUGAAGGGAAUCGCUGCUCCUAAAUGUGACCUUUCUCUGACCUUUGAACCCAGUCGUUCACCCGACUCAAGGAAAAAGCGUUUUCAGGAUCUGCACGAGGCUCGGUCGAAGCUGAGCAGCAGGUUGGCUGAGCCGAGAGUUCCUGAUGUCACAGACCUGCCGCCAUGUCGUAAGUCCACCGCUCCGCUGCCUCCUCUUCAGCAAAUGGAUUUCAGGGUUGGAGAGGACGGCGUGGACGUCCCCCCGCUCCUCAGACAGGCCAGUCCUGUGCGAGCCCACAACAGAAACACGCCACCACCAUUAAAACACAAAGAUGCAGGAAGUCCUCACCUCUCCCCUGCUGACCGCCUCUCGCCUCACUCCUCUGCUGACCGCCAUUCUAAUCCCGCUGCUGACUCCCGCUUGGCCCCUGAGGCCUUCCCCCCAAAUUCAGCGCUGAAGAAACAUUUCAAAAGCACUCUGGCGUUGAGAGGAGUUGUGGCGCCUGACUCACGUUCGGCCGCUUUAACCACUAGCAUCAAACACACGAGUCCCGUUGAUUCAUCGUCCGCUUCUGAAAACGGUUCCACUCAUACAGAUGGUUUACCACAUCUGGACGUCAUGAACUCUUUUCAUUCGUCGGAGGAACAUUCCAGCUGUGAUGUCACAGAAGAGACUUCUCUCUCUGUUCGUAGAUCUUCACCCGUUCACGUUGAUCCCGUUAAUUCUGUUGAUUUCCAUUCAGCCGUCAGCGGCUGGUCCAAAGAGAAGCUGCCUCACACUCACUCUACCUCCGGAGGCGAUCAGACUUUUAGGCCCUCUUCCUGUCGGGUGGCGCCCGCCGACUUGCACGUUUCCAGUAGUGGUGUUGCUGGAGGCUUACCAGCAGGUAGUGGCGUUUUCUCAGGAGUUAAUUCCAACGACACGUCUCCUCUUUUGCUUUCAACUGUUGAUUCCAGGACUCCGAAUCACUCGUCUCCCGUCAGGUCGUUGCCCGUUGACGUCCUUCGUAAAAGUUCCAAAUGCACUGACCCCCGCUCUUCCUGUGCAGCUGCAGAACGACUGACGGACACGUUUUCAGUCGUCAACCGUGAGGACACAUCACCACCUGUUGAUUUCCACUGUAUGAAUCCGUCACCAGCCACUGACGGACACUUCAACCACGCAGCCUCACCCACGUCACACAGAAAGUGUCUUUCUGAACCUUCGGUCGAGUCGCUCUCAAAACACUCAACUGAUUUAAGGCAUCACAACCACUUUGAUCCUGUCGACGCUCACAGAGACGAUCGCGUCACGUCCUCCCCACACAACCAGUGGAACUCAAACGCCUCCGCUGACGCCCACUCGGACUCUGUCGCCCUUUGACGAAUGGCUGCCCAGCGCGACUUGGUGGAGCAAAUAUCCGAAAUUAACUUUUGAUUUUGACUGUUUUCGUUUUGUUGAUUUUUUUUAAAUGUUCUUCCUCUCGUUCCUGUGGACACAUUUGUUCUCGCCGAAAAGAAUGGACGAUGAAAUUAUGAUUUGUUUAGUGUGAUAGUUUUUUUCUGGGGCUGGGACAAAGCAUCGAGUUGUCAUUUUAUUUUAAAUUAGUCUUUAUUAUAGCCCGACUGAUGCAGAUGUUUUAGGGUUGAUACUGAUAUUUUGUAUUUUCUAAAUUUUGUAAUUAUGCGUAAGAUGUUAUCAAACCCUCGUGACAAAGAAAUGUAAUUGAGGUUUGAUAUUUUACAGUUUAACCCUCAACUUUAUUAUGAAUAAUAAUAAUAAUAAUAAAAAAAGACAAAUACAACCAAAUGUUAAAGAAAAAAAUGCAUUAAGUAUAAUAAUGUUUUCUACGUGACCUUUUCUAAAUUUUCUUUUCUUUUGUCUUAUAUAUAUUUUUUUGUCAAUAUAGCCACUAAUCAAUAAAUCAGUCGGGAUCUAGAUUUGAUGCAAAAUAUCCAAUUUUAAAAAUAACUUGACAUCAACUAAACUGUGAUUAUCAUGAAAUACAUUUAUGUAAAGGUAAUAAAAUAAUUUUACUGGUUGAUAAAUUGAUGCCUGGUCCCGCCUCCAGUUGAUGGACGAGUCACAUGAAAAUAUGAAAGCAGUGUUGUUAACCACGCCUCGUGUCUGUCAAUCAAGCUCGGACGUUGUAUAAAACAGUAGCUGUAGUUAAAUAAAACAGGGAUUAAGGUAAACGUGAUGAAAUGUAUCAAUUCAAGGUGAAAAGGCAAAUACGUAAUCUGCAAAUACAUGAUUAAAUAAAAUAAGUUUGGAAUGCCACAGCUGCGGUGUGCGAUGCUUGGACUCGUAAACACGUAAAUGAGCGAAGAUGUGAAUAAAGUGUAAAACCUAAAGUCAUCACAUAAAACUGACCAUUUUUAAGAAUGUUUAAUAAGUGGUGCUUAAAUAAAGAUGGACGACAUGACGGCUCACAACCCAUCUGGAUCGCCCCCUGGUGGCUGUAAAAUCAUUUCGAAAUGUUUUAAUUCCUUGUAAUGUGCUUUAUUAUUUUUAUUUUUAAUUAAAUGCUUCUCGGUGUAA